Molecule: messenger RNA, 1518 nt
Organism: Pogoniulus pusillus (Red-fronted tinkerbird)
Lineage: Eukaryota; Metazoa; Chordata; Aves; Piciformes; Lybiidae
Gene: CDC34
Product: cell division cycle 34, ubiqiutin conjugating enzyme
Exons: 5
Coding region: 129-836 (235 amino acids)
Biological process (GO): protein polyubiquitination; ubiquitin-dependent protein catabolic process
Molecular function (GO): ubiquitin conjugating enzyme activity
Source: RefSeq, a predicted model, not a curated record
CGCGCUGCGCUCGGAGCGGCUGCGAGCAGCCGGACCCGGACCCGCCGCCCGCCGCCCCCCGCCCCGCAGCGGCCGCCGCGUCUACGCCAGCGCCCGGCUUCACUCGCGGCCUACUCCGGCUUCUCGCCAUGGCGCGGCCCCUUGUGCCCAGCUCGCAGAAGGCGUUGCUGCUGGAGCUGAAAGGGCUGCAGGAGGAGCCCGUAGAAGGGUUCCGGGUCAACUUGGUAGAUGAGGGGGACCUCUACAACUGGGAGGUGGCCAUCUUCGGCCCCCCGAACACCUACUAUGAGGGCGGGUACUUCAAGGCUCGGCUCCGGUUCCCCAUCGAUUAUCCCUAUUCUCCUCCUGCCUUUAGGUUCUUAACCAAGAUGUGGCACCCCAAUAUCUACGAGACUGGUGAUGUCUGCAUCUCCAUCCUGCACCCACCCGUGGACGACCCACAGAGCGGGGAGCUGCCCUCCGAGCGGUGGAACCCCACCCAGAACGUGCGGACCAUUCUCCUGAGUGUGAUCUCACUGCUGAAUGAACCCAACACCUUCUCUCCAGCCAACGUGGAUGCCUCCGUGAUGUACCGCAAGUGGAAGGAGAGCAAAGGGAAGGACCGAGAGUACACAGACAUCAUCAGGAAGCAAGUCCUGGGCACAAAGGUGGACGCCGAGCGGGAUGGUGUGAAGGUCCCCACCACUCUGGCGGAGUACUGCGUGAAAACCAAGACUCCAGCCCCAGAUGAGGGCUCAGACCUCUUCUACGAUGACUACUACGAAGAUGACGAGAUGGAGGAGGAGGCAGAGAGCUGUUAUGGUGAUGAGGACGACUCUGGCAACGAGGAAUCCUGAUGGGCCCUCUGGCAUGGCAAAACUUUGCUUACAAACUACUGAAUUUUACCUCAACUAGGACAAACUGGUUUGAAUUUAGGAUCUGUCAGCCCUGAAAUUAACUCUCUACCUCGCAGGGAGAUUGUUCUGCUGUUGCAAAGGAAAUCCCACCACUCUUUGUAGGAGAAGCAAAAAAAAAGCCCAAGGCAAAAAUAAAUCCUAUUUUAUAAAGCUCCUGGGCACAGGGUGGGGAGGGAGGGGAGAAGUCGUGUUUGGGGUAUCCAUGAGUCCACUGAAUUUGGGGAGCUGGUGGCUCUGCCUAGGUGAGGAUGAGGAGUGAUGACAGAACUGCUGCUGGCUGCCCAUCGUUUGGGCAUGCUGCCCUGCAUGGAAGGUGCAGUCUGGGGCAGCUGUGGAGUUGUGGGAGCUUUCUGCAGCCUUUGGGGUGUUGGAAUCCCAAGGGAGCCUUCUACUGCCCUUCCUGCGAUGCUGGAGCUGUGUCCACAGUGAGUGGAGAAGGGCUGGGACGUGGGGGAAGGGCCAAGAGAGGAGGCAGGAUGUGCCUGGCAGCCACUGGGGUACUGCAGGGCUUGGGGGUGGGCUGUUUGUAGUUUUUAACCAGCUGGGGGGGUUGGGGUAGUGCUGCUGAGUCUUUCUGCUUCUGUUUUCCUGAAAACUAUUUAAUAAAGUACUUGGAGGAGCA